AUGGAAAUUGGUAACGAAAUCAGCCAGAAGAUAAGGGUAAGUGUGCUCAACGAAUUAAGACUUAAGGUCAUUGGAAUUUUGGAUUAUUUUGACUUCAAAUAAGUUUUACUUCUUCACUAUGGUCUGUUGGCAUUUAAUUGUGUGCUAGAAAUGUGUCACUUGUCAAAUAAAACAGAAAAAUCCUCAGCUGUUUGUCUUAAGCGCUUCUCAUAACAACAAAUGUCAAAGGAAAUGACUGUUUUCUGUUGUGAAUCAAGUGCAUCGAUAAAUUUGUCGGUACUUGUUUGAAAAAAAGCGACUAAAUUUAAUUGACUUUCUGACCUGCGGAUGACAGACUGACUUUGAUUUUACUUAAUAAUUUUUACUUCAUAUUUUUAGAAUUAAUCAACAGUAUAAAUACACAAUGACUUGUCUUUUACUGGAUGUUUGACAGAACAUAAGAACAUAUCACAAUGACGUGGUCAUUUUAGAAACACAAGGUUUCUUAUCAACCUGACUCCUUGUCGUUGUCUCAUGUCGUAAACAACUGGUUUUCGUUCACAACUUGUUACAUAUAAAUUUGCUGAGGGCAAGUUCACUACUAGCCUGAAUUCCAACCCUUUCUGUGGGACACAAACUGUGUCUCUCUGAGGAGUUUGCGACUCGGGGAUACAGCUUAAAUUCAAGUUACCUUGACUACGUUUUUUCAACACUUUCACUCCAGUUUGGACAAGAGUGCUGAGACUGAUAACUGAUGAAAACUAUUAAUUUGAAGUAAUUUUGUAGUAUAAAAUCUGAUGUUUUUGUCCAUUGUUAUUCAAGGUUCAAUCAGUUAACAUAGUCAUUGUGACAAAAUUACCCCAUUUUUUUGUAACCAGAAAGCAGUAAAUUGUAUUUCUGUUUGAAAGUGAAAUUAGUCAGGCCCUAGUUGUUGAAACACUGGAUAGCACACUUCAGUGGAUAAGUAUGAGAAAAACCAAUUAUUGCAUUAUCCAUUGGAUAGCAUUAUUAACUCUUCAAACAACUGUACCCAGGUCUUGAAUACCAAGAACACAUGUAAAGUAACAACUUUUUUUUGAAUCAACAGGGUGCUAUCAAGACAAAGCUAAGAGAGCUAGGAUCAUACGUUGGUAAGCAGUUCUUAUAAUGGAAAAGAAGGCCCAGUUAAGUUGGGUGAUUGGCAGUUAGAUGUAUUGGGUAAUUUGUAUCAUACGUUGAAUCCUAUAGAUCAUAUUACAGCCUUUUUUGUUUAGUCAACUGCUGUAAUCGUGUAUUAAAAACUGAACUUUUGAGACAUUCAAGCAAUGGUUUUCUUACGAUCAUACGUGAUCUUGCACGGUGGUUGCUUUCAGGAAACAGAAAACAAAAAAAAUUAUGUAAAAUUUUUGGUUUAAAAAGUGGUUGUGGUUGUUGAAGAAAUUUCAAAAUUGGUCACAAUAGGAGUCGACUGUAUGUCUUUUAUUGAUGUAAGAGCCAUUAACUAACCAGCAUACUUUUUAGUCAUAGUAUAACCUCUCAAUAUCUUGUGUCAUCAUCAUCUGCAAUCAGUCAAUGGGUGUAAGAAUGUUUUAGGGUUUCGGAUAAGUUUCCUCCGUGGCUCUCUGUAUCUGUAUGUUUACUGGACUUAUAAAAAAAUCCUCUAAGGGUUUUCUUUGACUACUGCUGUUUCAUUCACUGUCCCUUAUGGCCUACUGACUGGACUAUAUUAUUUUAAUAAAAGAUGAUGAACUUCCUGACUAUAUCAUGGUUAUGCUGGCCAACAAAAGAAGCAAAGAACAGAUGACAGAGGACUUGGUUUUAUUUCUGGGUACAAAUACAUCAUUAUUCACUGAAUGGUGAGUAAAUUCUCUGGCAACUGUUUUAUUUACAAGAAUGGCCAUGAUGUAAUUGGAGAGACUAAAUUUAUUUUUGACAAAAGAGAGAAACAUAAGUUCUAGUAGUAGUAUAGUACAUAUGUACAAAGUGUGUGAUCUGAGAAACAUGUAUGUCUCUUGCAAUAUGUGCUUUUUAAAAUUUAAUUCGGUCAGAUUUGCCUCCAAUACCUUUUAGAACUGCCAGUUAAAGCACUGAUAUUGUGAUGAAGAUUUUCCAGUUUCAUGUUUUUGUUUUUUUUGAAAGCAGCAGUAUUGUUGUUUUGAUAGAUAAAAGAGUAAAUAAAUAAUAUAAUGUUGCUCAAAUUUAUUUUGACCUUUAGGCUUGUAAAUAUUAUACAGAAGCUUCAAGAUGUCACAAGUUUACAAGGUAACCAAAUUCAGUACUUAUGAAACCAUGUCAAUAGUACAAAUCGGCCACUCUUCUACUAUGCAGCUUCUCUAACAAAAAGUGUGACAUAAUAUUUGACUAAACGGUGACUGGUUCAUUGAAAUAAAAUAUUGUUUUGUGAUAACUUGUGAAGCAAUUUUGCCAGUUCACUGUGUCCGUGUACCAAGGAACUUUACUCCUUGUGGAACAUACAUCAACAGCUCUACUUUUUUCAGUUUUUUAAUUUUGUAGGUUCUUGUACAAACUAUUCAAGCUGUGUCAUUCCUGAAAAUGAUUAUAAUUAUUCUAUUUCAUUUUAGAAAAUACAGAAGAGUCAAAUUUAUUGGGCGAAGGAAACAUUUCUCAAACAGUAAAAACAGAUUUAGUCAAAGGCAAGGAAAGGAAAGAUGCUCCAUUAAAACUAUCUCCAAAAGAGAGAAGACGAAGCCCUAACAGAACUGAUGCAAGGGAACAUUUAAAAAGCAAGCAUGAAAAAGUAGAAAGUAUGUACUUACAUGUAUUUACAUGUAAUUGACUUGUUACCCAAAAACAUCAAUUUUCUUGUCACUGCAAGAUAUUAUCUUCCAACAGUAAAAAGUGGAAAUUGAACCUGUGAUUGUUAAAAAGGAUGCCUAUGAUUGAAUCACCAUUGGACAAUUACUUGUUUGUAAUUUUCUUUUUAAAUACAGUCAAUUCUGUCUCUCUAAGGCAGACACCUUCAGGAUGGUCACUAACCUUUAAGUCCCAAUAUCAAAAAACAAUUCUCCAAACUGAUCUCCAUAAAAUUCCUAAAAAAUCAGUUGAGAGAAUUCGUAAAAAAUCAAAGCAUUUUCCUUUUGGUGAUCAUUUCAUGAAUUCUCAUAACCUUUUCUCUUGAUUCUGUAUAUAUUUUAUUAGGAGAAAAUUAGUGGUGGUCACUAUUGGGGCUUAAAGGGUUAAGUGAGUAAAAUCUACAAUACAGUGAGUGAAGAGAGGCACUGGCCAUUUCUAGGUGUCUGUUAAGUGACAGUUGACUGUGACAUUAGUUUUUGAUCCCUGUGAUUUUGUGUGUUUGUCAUUUUCGUAUUUACAUGAAUGGAUCUGUUUUGUCUCCCAGAGCCAAAAAUGGGCAGUAAUGUUGUAAAAACUGUUGGCUUGUCAUCAAGAGGCUCAACAAGAAAGCGAAAGCACUCAUCCUCUGAUGACAAGAAUUCUAGAACAUCCAAUCUUCCCAGUGUUGUGAAAGUCAAAGAAAGAAAGUAAGUUUCCCAUCCCACAUAUUUAUUGUUGACUCAUUCCAAGCAUUUCUGAGGUAUAAGAUUUCUAGUUUGACUAACAGCAAAAAGAUUUGAGGUCAAUAAAAACUUACUUCUCACCACUGUAAUAUUAUUAUUAAGUUAGUGUAACAGUUAACCCCUUAAGCCCCAAUAUCCAUAAACAAAUUCUCCAGGCUAAUCUAUGUACAUUCAUUUCCCUAAAGAAUUAGUGGAGACAAUAUGAUGAAAAAUCUUAGCUUUGUCAAUAUUCCUAGGGAAUAACUUAAUUAGCCCCAGGACCCCACGCUAUUUCACCGGCUGGGUGUUAACUGACAUUUUGUAAUCUGAUCAUUUGUCUUGCUCAGUCCUUCGAUUUGCUGUUUUCAUUCCCUCCCUCCCACCCUGGGGGCUUCUCGAGUCCUUGGGGUCUCGGUUCCUUCAUUAAAGAUGCCCGAACAGAUUCACUGGUUUGUUGUUUGCUGAGGUGCACGGGGGACAUGAGGGAUAAUUUUCCUUUGGUAAUCAUAGUUUUAUUAAUUCUUGCAACCUUUUCUUUUGAUGAUGGAUUAAUUUUGUCAAGAGAAAAUUGAUGUUGGUCACUCUAAAGACUUAAAGGGUUAAUGAAGGAAAGGAUGCAUAAGACAUACAUCUGCAGGCUCCCAAAUUAGACAUUGUGGAAUUACCUUGAAUGUUUUUAAUAUGUCUAGCACUUUACCCAGUGUUUCAUUCAAUGUCCAGACAUCUUGAAGUUUGUCUGAAGAAAAGGCUGCUGUUCCUUGUUUUUUCAACCCACUUCUUAGCGUCUGGAUAUUUGAUGAAACCUUUUGUCAAGUGAUUGAUAUACCCCAUGUUUGCAAAUUGCUUUCAGUGUUUGCAAAAUUUUGUGUUUCGACAUUAAUAUUAGUAUCAGAAAUCGAUGUGACAGUAAUGAUUUCAUUUGAUUUCUCUUCAUGGAAUAUUUAUGAGUUUAAUUAUGUUUUCUCUUUGCAGACCAACACUUCCACCUGCAAAGCAGGCUUCAGGCAAUCUCCUCAUGAAAGCCGUUGCAGCUGCACACCACUCUGUUAAAAAACCGGCACUCUCAUCCAGUCUGAAAUACGACCCUACUUCUCCCCCAUCACCAAUCAGAUCUCACAGCUAUGAGGAGAAGCAGCAACAAAAAGAGCUAUUGUUACAGCAACAUAGAGAGCUACAAAAGCAGUUCUUACAAAUGAAGCAAGUAGACGAGAGUGUAGAAGAUGAAGAAAAUGUUGAAGAAGAAAGCAGCAGAGAAGUAGAAGAGGAAUCUACGGCAGUGGAAGAGGAAGGCCAGGAUUAUAAUGAAGGAAAUGAGGAGCAAGUGGCAGAGGAAGAACAUAAACAAGUGGAAACUACACAGGAACCAGAGGCAAGUUUAUUCUUAUUGCUUACAGCAAACUCUGUAGACACACAGGAGCAAGUUUCCGUUUUGGAAAACUAACUGCCUGAUAGAGAUUGCUGUUCUGAAAAAUGUCAGAUUGGGACCAAAUUGUAGGUGACUGUUUUAGGGAGCUAUUUAUCUCACAGAGAGUCUAUUAAGAGAGAUGAUAGUUCGUUACUUUAUGACUGUGAGGCAGUGGUUUCAGGAAAGUUUGAGAUGUUUACCACUGUUCCACCACUGUUCCACAACCCAUUAACUAUUUUAUGGCCCAAUAUCCACAUGUGAAUUUUCUUUACUGAUUUCCAGGAAUUAAGAAUGAGUUGAGAGAACUUGAUAAACGAUCAAAACAUUCUCCCUUUGAUGAUCAUUUUAAAAAUUCUCUUAACCUUUUCUUCUGAUUAUGCAAUGAUAAGGUUAGGAGAAAGACAAUGUUGUUCACUCUAGACUGAGACAAAAAAGGGUCACAUUUUUGUACCUUUGCAGGAUGCAUAACAUAUACCAAAAUCUGAAAAGCUGGAAAUAUUUCAUUUCCCACUUUUUGCAGCGACUUGAAAUUCUUAAAAAUGCACAGUAACUGCAUGUGUGAAAAUCAGUGAGAGAUUAUCUGGAGUUAAAUUUUCCUGGUCUUGGUUUUAGGAGCCAGUUAUUGAGCUUCAUGUCUCAGAGACAGACACACUGGACUACAGUGCAGAGCCUGUCCAAGGUGAUACAAGAAUUGUUGCAUUUGCGGACAGCCAGGCUGGAGGGGAAGAUUCUGAAGAAGAGAGACGAAAAAGAAGGAAAAAACGACGAGCUGUCAAGUCCAAAAAGUAUAUACUUGACUCCUUUAACAGGGUUCUCAAUAAGCUUUAAAGUAGACCACUAUGAUGUAAAUGUGGGUGGCUUGGUAACUGCAUGUUGUAGGCAAUUUCAGGCUUUCAUUCUGUCACUUUACCCUACAUGUAUUUCCUCAAAAAGUAGACGGCUCAAACCUCCAAGUAGCCGGUUUUCUUAGCCAGCUGCCAACACUUAAUGAGAACCCUGGCUUUUUAACAUGUUCACAGUUGACUCAUUAGCUAUGUCAACAAUGCAAAUUGACCAAUAACUCUGAGUUUCCUUGUAGAGACUGGGCAACAAUGUUUUAAAGGAAUAAAAUUUCUAACCAGUGUUAACUGUUUUUGCAUUUUUAAAAGAAAAUUAUGGUCAGAUGUAAUUCUGUCUUAAGAGUUUGUAGAGGAAAUGUUGUGGUCAUUCAAAAGAAACCCUUGCAGCAGUACUUUGCAUGUUGCAAGGUUUUUAUUUUUGAGAUUUUACAUAAAAAGGUGUUGAUCUUUUGUUGAAGUUUAACUUAGUGUGAAUACAGUAUUAAAAUUUUGCUUGUUUUUUCAUAGGGAAAAACCAUCAAGUCCUAAGUUUAUUGUAACACUAGAUGGUGCCAACAGCGACUUGGAAGACAAAUAUGAUGACCAGGUGAAAAAGGAAAAGCAAAAGAAGAAGAGAUCAAAAAAGAAGACUGAAGUUGAUGAUUUUGAGGAGAUAGACACAUCUGAUGUGACAGAACAAGUUACAUCACAGGCAGAGACAACUGUCCCCGAAAAACCAUUUAUAAAACAGAUUACUUUUGAUAUUGAUGCUGGAGAUGAUGGUAAGUCAAAAUAAAUAAGAGGGUUUAUUAUGGACCUAAUUCUUUCACUCCUUUGGGCAUCAAAAUCAAGAGAAAAAUAAAAGCAAAAAAAUCAAAAGUUCUCAUUGUAAAUUUAAAGGAAAAACAGAAACAAAAUGGCACUGUACAAACGUACUGCAUUUCCCCUCCUUUAGAAUUUAUUCCCUCCAACCUCAGUCACUAGAGCUUGAUGUAUGUAACCUGUCGUCAGAAAUGAUUAGUAGAUUGGCCUUUCACAAGAGCGUGAUUGCAAUAAUUUAUUUUUUCUAUUUUUUAAGAUGAGGGUGAUGAGGAUACUACUUUAAACAAAAACAAACAAGCAGAGAAGUGCAAGUUUUGGCCAGAGUGCAAAAAUGGAGAGAGCUGUCCUUUUUAUCAUCCAACAGUAACAUGCAGGUGAUUUCUAAACAGAUUUCAGUGUUCUAGCUGCAGUUAGAAGAAAAAUACAGUGGUUUGUAGGUGACUGUAGCAUCAAAGAAGAAAGAGAUACUAUUGUCCAUCUUUUUGCCUGUGACUUGUUUUCUUAUCUCUGUCUUUUUAAUUAUUAGAGUAGCUAUUGCUAAGGAUCAAACUCAUGACAAUCAGAGGAAAGCUACAGACUGUAAAUGUUUUGACAGAUCUGAUUAAAUUAUUUAGAUAGUCAUGUCAGUGUGCAGUGGUAGAUCUGUCUAGAGUGAAGUCAAAUGAAUUAUUUUUUUCAGAUUUUUUAGUGAUCUGACAAUAGAACAUUGUUGAGACAAGGUUCUUCCAUGUAAAGUGAAGAUUCCGUGGCGUCAUUUUUUGGUUUAGUUUGCCUUCUUCUGCACUCUGUUCACUCACUAGAGUUCAAAUAAAGGUUACAUAAUUAUUUUUUGUCUCUUUUUUUUUUCAGAUCAUUUCCCAACUGUAGAUUUGGGGACAGCUGUAGAUUUAUUCAUCCACCAUGUAAAUUUAAUGGAAGGUAAAGGAUCUUUCCCCAUUUGAGGGAACCUAACCUGUUAAAUUAUCAGUCCUCAUUUAUUUAUUUGGCAAAGAAGACUUCAGUAAAAGCUGUAUCAUUUACCUCAUAGUUUUAUGGGUUAUAUUAAAUAUUACUCCACUGAUAAAAUGUUGGCUGAGGUAAGGAAGUAUCUAGUCAACAACUAGCAUUAAAUAAGUUUUAACUGUAAUGUUAUUGGAUGAGUCUGAGUAUAAUAGGAGUGUUAGCUGCCUGUUAUCAACCUUGGGUUUCAUCCAUGGUAGAAAAGACCUCCAAGACCUUCAUAAUUCAUAAUAAUUAUCUUUGUUUAUUUAUCCACCAAAAGCAAACUACAUAUGUACUAUUCAUCUUGCUCUUGUAUACAUAUUAUUAAGUUUUGUAUUUUCAUUUUUUUCUGUAUAUCUUGCAUUUAUAGGUGUACUAAUUCAGUUUGUCCAUAUACACACAAGUUAAAAAGUAAACAACAGACAUCUCCUAUACCAGCUCCUGUCACAGGUAUUUGAAUGAAAGUUGAAGACUUUUACUUUUCUUAAUUUUUCUUAACAAUAAUAGUUCAGAAUGGGAUGUGUAGUUAAUGUGGAGCAAUGUUACGUAAAACUAUGAUAAUUAUGAUUUGUGCAAACUACCUGCAGCAAAAGACAUCUUGUUUCAGCAAGAUGUUACAAUGAUCAUUUUCCCAGUAAGGAGUCUCAUAACAUACAGCCAUAAAGUCUGAUUCUGAUUCCGUUAUAGUGAUGACUAAUCAAGGUCAUGUCUUUUACAAACAAAGCAGUCAUUGAUUUAUUUCAUAAUGUUGUUCUUAAUGUUGUUGAUGAAAAUCAAAAUGUUUUAUUCCUUUACUCUCCUUCAAUCCCACUAGGUUUCAUGUUUCCAUCACCAAGUGUUCUUGUGCCACCAUCACCCAGUACCCAGCCCAUUCCUUGCAAGUUCUAUCCAUCCUGUACAAAAGCUGACUGUCCUUUUUAUCAUCCACAACCCAAGGUACAGUAGUAAUUACUAUAGAUUUACCAGUGAUUGGUAAAUCUACUAUCAGUACAUGUAAUCAAAUUAUCUUGGCAGAAUUUAUAGCUACCAAGUCACUUUGGGUUUUUAGCUGUUCAAGUCAAAUGUGAAGAGAAUCUUGAGUAUUGGUGAAUGUCGAUACUUAGUUUACUUCCGCUUCAUCUGGGAGCUGGCAACAUUCUUGUAGUUAUGUACACACAGUUUAAGUAACAAGAUGCAUUUUUCAAGGAAUGAAUGGGCAGGCACAUUUUCCCAGGACAUCAGCUUCAUGUAGUAAUCCACCCCAUAUAUUGUUAGCCCCACACCCAAGCCCCAACCUGAAGGACUAGGUGCUGGUUGCCUUUCCUGGUAACCAGGCCAGCAUGGUUAUAACUGCGAGGAGCUGAAACCCUCACCAAUAUACCCUACAGCGUAAUCGAGGCACCCUGAAAAGUUGUGUAGAAAACCUGCCUAAUUUUAUUUUAUAACUUUUAACAGAUGCUUCUUUCUCAUAGAAACUAGUAAUAACCAAAUGUUACAGAGUGGGGGCGACAAUGAUCUAAGGUCAAACGUUUUUGCUCCAAUGCAGUGAGUGUUUUAAGUAGGUUUCUCGUGACAGAUGGUCAAAACACGUGUGAUCAGAUUACGAGGGGUAAAUGGUCGAAACACACGUGAUCAAACUGUGUUCUGUGUAUUCCACUCAUUCUUAGUGGAAGUCCAAACAAAUGCUGGCUACAUACAUGUGAUGCAUGGGUAAUAACCACCUGGAGAUUAGGAUUGUCACGGGCAAUUAAAAUCACAACAGCGUUGAUUAAGUAUUUGUACAUUUUUAUCUGUCUGCAGCCUUGUCGGUUUGGACUUAGCUGCACCAGACCAAACUGUUUGUUUACUCAUCCAGCAAAACCGUCCUCACUAAAGUGGGUUUCUCCUGCUCUACACGUCAGGUAGCGUAUCCGAUACCUUUUGAUCUGUUGCUUAAAUGUUCAUUUGAAACAUUAUGUCUACCUUUAAAUAGAAUUAUUUUUAUGUCCCCACCACAACCAUCAGUGACUACACAUACACACGCAUGCACUUGUAAGAAGUUGAGACUCCUUGGCCUUCAGAAUUUCUAAUGAUAUUUUUGGGGAAAUAUAUCUGUCUGAUUUCGUUAAAUCAUGGCCAUUAGGGUUUCGCCUGGCACUGGGCACAGCCCGGCUCCAGGCCAGUCCGGUGUCCAAAAAAGGAGGGGGAUUGCUGUCUUGGUCGGUACAGCUGGAUAGCCCAGGGAUUGCCCUAACAGUGGGUGGGUGGAUCAGGCCUGGGGGUCAAAACUAGUGGGGUAGGGAGGGGGCUGUUUUGACACAACCCCUUCAGUGUUCAGUACAGGCUUUGACUGGCAGGUACCUUGUUCGUAAUUUGCCUUAGCCAGCUGAGUCAGACCUCUGCUGAGAAUGAUUAUCAUGAUAAUUGCAGAGCUCAGUGGGAGGCACAGACAGUCACCCAUUGUCCUGGGUGGGGAGGGUCAAAGUUUAUCCUUUUAAAAUACAGGUGGUAAGAAUUUUACCCAAAGACUUAAUGAUAAAAUACAAAAUUAAGAUUAAAGCUCUUCCUCUUUAAAGUUCCUUUCCACAAAAGCCAAACAAAUUAUUAUUAUUAUUAUUGCAGUGAAAGAAGAUUUGCUUUAGCUGAACAGCAAGUGACAUCAAUGCCCGUUUCAUAGCACAUAUUGAAUUCAACUCUGUCGGGAUAAUAUGUUUUACAAAUAUGAUCUUAGCCAGGCCUUUGUUAAUGUUUUGUUUGUAAAGUUAUGACCUUGUGUAAAAAUUCUGAGGUGCAAGUUUCUGUCAGUGUUAUAAAUUCUAUGGUAGUCAGUUUUGUUCUUGUAACACUAGUAAGAGGACUUGGUUUAUUUUUACAAUUAAUACCACAGCAUCAAAAAACAUACCUAACUGUAUAUUCUUUUUCUUGAAUACUUUAGCAAAAUAAUAUUCUUAUUCUAUCUAGCUCGUACAUUGUAAUGAAAGUAUCCAGAAAUGGAACUAAUAGACAGAGUAUAAGUUGUAGAAAAAAAAAAGAUUUUUUAACUGCCAUGCCUUCACAAUUUCCACUCCAUCUCAAAAACUGUUUUUUAUGAAGGGAAAGAAAUUUCUGAAAAACUUACAUGCCUGCUCAUUAGUCAUUGUUAUAACUGUUUGCCAUUUUUUGUUGCAUCACCCAUACAAUUACCGACGUCUCCUAACAGGAUUUUUUUGGAUCAAACGACCACAUGAUGAUGUAAUAUAUCAAGCAUGAGAUGCAGUGUUUCGUCAUCAGAUGAAACACAGAGAAGAGAAUUGAAAAUAUGACACACAGCAGAGUAUUUUUGGCGAACUUCAAGGUGUUUCAUGUAGUGAUGAAACACUGUUGAAUGCUUGAUAUUACUUCUCAAUCAAACUGAUUUUAGAAGGAGAAAUUAAGUAUGCAAAAAAUGAGCAGAUUUUCAUCUGAUUGCAUUAAUUUUCUUUGUAUUUUUUUAAUUAAAUUAUUAUUUAAAGACUUUGAGACGCUCUUAAGAUGCUAGAAUGUCAUAUGUAAGGGUGGCCACUUGUCACAGAGUACCAAGAGAAACAAUACACAGCAUAGAAUUUCAGAACUAUUACUCCUAUUAAUUCAUCGAUUUUAGUGGAGUCAGACUCAAGGAAAACUUGCUCUGCUCAUGCUUUUGGUUAAAUUCCUACACUUUUUACCAAUGGACUUUUAGAAAGUCAAUGAUUUCAUGUACAGGAAAAAUGUUACAAAAUUUAAUUUAAAAACCUGUGAAAAUUAUGUUUAGGAAGUAGCUUGAGAGUACUAAAAUUUCUUUUUAUACU
Porites lobata is the source of this 11263-nucleotide messenger RNA. NCBI's taxonomy places the organism in Eukaryota, Metazoa, Cnidaria, Anthozoa, Scleractinia, Poritidae. The record is from the annotation of a GenBank genome assembly.